Molecule: messenger RNA, 3073 nt
Organism: Drosophila serrata
Lineage: Eukaryota; Metazoa; Arthropoda; Insecta; Diptera; Drosophilidae
Product: sphingomyelin phosphodiesterase
Biological process (GO): ceramide biosynthetic process; sphingomyelin catabolic process
Cellular component (GO): lysosome
Molecular function (GO): acid sphingomyelin phosphodiesterase activity
Source: RefSeq, a predicted model, not a curated record
UUCGUGGCGAGCGGUUGGAUUUUCCUCAGCGGAGAAAGACGCGAAAAACAGUGCUUGAAGGCGGGUGAAAUCUACGAAAGAAAAAAAGAAACAACAAAUGCCAAGUGUAGUGUGCACGCCAAAGGAAAAAAAUAUAUAUAAGUUCGGAUCGCAUUGUGUGAUUAUAGAAAUUCGUAAAUGAAACGCAAAUAAAUGAGGGCAAUAAUCAGCAACCGAGAGCUGCGAAUUAUGGGCCAAUAUUGUCUAUAUAUAUAAAUAAAAAAGUGUAACUGUGAGAAAGAAAAAGUGGAAGAAAAGGGAAAGAGCCAAAGAAACCGAAUAAUAUACAAAUAUCAAAAAAGAAAAGAAAACGAAACGACAAAGAACAAAGCGCCUUCGUUGUGGGUCAAGAACGAAAGUUCGGCCUCAAGAAAAAGGUCAAGCCGGCUGCUACUUGAGGAGGAGACCCGCCUGUAGAUCUCUGUGAAUCUCUGGAGCUGUGGAAGUCACGCAGCUGCGAACCUGGCGUAGCCAUUCCCAAACAUUAUGACACAGCGCCAGUUGUCGUGGCCAUGUAGCAGGGCAAACUGCUGGCUCAUCGCCCUGCUGGUCACUCUGACAGUGGCGGAUGUUGCAGCUUUGCCCUUUCUGUUCACACAUCUCCGGCCUCAGAUAAACUGGACACAGCUCGAGACAGAGCCCUGGGUGGUGGAGGAGCAGCCGCGUAGCAUUGAGCCGCAUCUGGAACUGGUGCCCCAUCCCAAUCGUACUAAGAUCAGUGCCUCGGAUGCCUCCGAUGCAGAGUUCCUCCAGCGACUGGCGAACCAGACAGCCACUUCCCGAAUGCUGUGGAACGAUGCAGGUGGCGGAGAUGGUCUGGUCUAUCCUCCUUUCGUGGACAGGGCUUUGAGACUGCUGAACCUCAAGCAGGUGGCCUUCGAGGUGGAGAACAGUCUGAUGUCACAGGUGACGUGCACCGCCUGCCGUGCUGGUGCCGGUAUGAUCCAGCAUCAGAUUCAGUCUGGCAAGACGGACGCCGACUUGAUCCAAAUGAUCACUGACUACUGCACGAAUCUGAAUAUCCAGAGUGCCAGGGUUUGCCAGGGAGUGGCCCAGCUCUUUGGCACCGAGUUGAUUUACGUCCUAAAGCGUGUCAACCUCAGUCCCGACGAGCUGUGCAGCUUUGUGAUUGGCGAUGGCUGUGCGGAUGUCUACAACCCGUACCACGAAUGGGAGGUGAUCUUCCCGCCGGUGCCCAAGCCACCGCGUCUCGCCGAUCUGCCCAUUCCCAUGGAGGCUGCUCCGUUCUUCAAGGUCCUGCAUAUCUCCGACACCCACUAUGAUCCCCAUUAUGCGGAGGGCUCCAAUGCCGAGUGCAAUGAGCCAUUGUGCUGCCGUCUCAGCAGUGGACGACCAGCCACGCCGAAUGCAGCAGCCGGGAAGUGGGGAGAUUACAGGAAGUGUGAUACACCCAAGAGGACGGUCGAUCACAUGCUGGCCCACAUUGCAGAGACCCACAAGGAUAUUGACUACAUCCUGUGGACCGGUGAUCUGCCGCCUCACGAUGUUUGGAACCAGACCAAGGAGGAGAAUCUGGCCAUCCUUAAGGAGACGGUGCAGCAGAUGGUGGAGAAGUUCCCCGGCGUGCCCAUCUUCCCGGCGCUGGGCAACCACGAGAGUGCUCCGGUGAACAGCUUCCCGCCUCCCUACGUCAACCAAGUGGACAUCUCAAUAAGUUGGCUCUAUGAUGAAUUGGAUGUCCAGUGGCGUCGCUGGUUGCCACAAAGUGUAUCCCACACGGUGCGGCGGGGUGCCUUCUACUCAGUGCUGGUGCGUCCUGGCUUCCGCAUCAUCUCGAUGAAUAUGAAUUACUGCAACAACAAGAACUGGUGGCUCCUGUUGAACUCCACAGAUCCAGCCACCGAACUGCAGUGGUUCAUUUACGAGCUGCAGAGUGCCGAGUUCUCUAAUGAGAAGGUGCAUGUAAUUGGUCACAUUCCCCCAGGACAUUCGGAUUGCCUGAAGGUCUGGUCUCGAAACUUUUACAAGAUCAUUGCUCGCUAUGAGAGCACCAUAACUGCUCAGUUUUAUGGACACACGCACUACGAUGAGUUUGAAAUGUUCUACGAUCCGCAUGAUCUGAAUCAUCCCAAUAGCGUUGCCUACAUAGGACCUUCUGUUUCACCCUACUACGAUCUGAAUCCUGGCUAUCGAAUCUACUAUGUGGAUGGGGAUCACGAUGCCACCACACGGCUGGUCAUCGACCACGAGUCCUGGAUAAUGAAUCUCAAGGAGGCCAAUCUGUAUGGUUAUCCUAUAUGGUAUAAACUAUAUACGGCACGAGCUGCCUACAAUAUGAAGGCCCUGCGUCCCAGUGACUGGAAUAAUCUGCUCAACGAGCUGACAAACAAUCAGGAGCUCUUUGAGCUGUACUACAAAUUUUACUGGAAGAACUCACCGGCGCGACCCACCUGCGAUGCCGAGUGCAAGAAGCGACUAAUUUGUGACUGCAAAAGUGGACGCUCUCAUGACCGGAAACACUUUUGUGCCGAGGUCGAGUCAAAGAUCGAUCGGGAGUCGUCAAAGUCCUGGAAGUCGUGGUUCUAUCGAGGACUGACCAACUCCUAUAGCCUGCUGUCCUCGAUCACUUACCUGCCCAAAUACCUACUGGGGUAUCGCUGAUUAUCCGUACAUCCAUCAUCAGUCAACUGCAAGUCAAUGCAAUAGCAAUCAAGAGGAAGCGAGAGGAAUUGCCUACCCCCUAAGUUUACUAUGUGAUAACUAGUGCUUAAUGACCCCACAUUUGUCUAAGUUAACGUAACCGAAGCAACGACGUCGCAAUGCCCGCCCCACGACCUCCGACUGGCCUAUAUAUAUAUAUUCAUAUAUCUCCCAAUGCCCGCGCAAACUGAGUCAGUGAACAAUAGUCAUUUAAAUGUAAUCGAUAGAGUCGUUGUUAUUGCCGCUGCAUUAUUGGGCGUGGCAAUAUGCGCCCAUUUGCUAAAAGGAAAUUGUUGAACAAACUACUUUUUAGAAGCGUAAUUCUAAACUUAAUAUAGUGUUUAUCAAAAAUAAAUGCAAGUUAUUUAAGUCA